Messenger RNA from Rana temporaria (common frog), 2413 nucleotides. Its product is annotated as P2Y purinoceptor 4-like. The record is from RefSeq and is a predicted model, not a curated record. Gene Ontology annotation, biological process: G protein-coupled receptor signaling pathway. Lineage: Eukaryota; Metazoa; Chordata; Amphibia; Anura; Ranidae. Gene Ontology annotation, molecular function: catalytic activity; G protein-coupled receptor activity. The transcript has 3 exons. The coding region runs from base 1 to 1911 and encodes 636 amino acids. Gene Ontology annotation, cellular component: plasma membrane.
AUGCCGCAAAUUAAAUGUAUAUCUUAUAAUGUGAAAGGUCUCAAUAGCCCAACCAAGAGACACAAGGUCCUCAAGGAACUGAAGGGAUAUAAAGCAGAUAUCGCCUUUCUUCAGGAGACACAUAUCACCCUGGGAUCAAAUAUUAGACUAUAUGCUCCAGACUUACCCACUUGGUACUAUGGGGAUACCAUAUCUAAAAGAGCUAGAGGGAUAGCAAUUGGAAUAUCUAAAAGGAUACGGUUUGAAGUGACCGAUAGACUGACAGACCCAGAGGGAAGAUUUCUUUUCCUGAGAGGAAGACUGGAGGAAUUGGAAUGCACUCUAGUAAAUAUAUAUGCCCCGAAUGUCAUGCCUAUACAAUUUAUGCUGGGAAUACUAGGGAAACUAAUAGAUUUUAGGAAAGGAAUAGUAAUUAUGGGAGGAGACCUAAACCUAUGUCUUAACCCAAAAAUAGAUAAGACAUCCCAGACAUCGAGUACUCGGUGCACACAGUUAAGAAAGCUUAGGGAUGCUUUGUUUAGGAGUCAGUUGAUUGACACGUGGAGAGUCUUUAACCCUGACUUACGGGAUUAUACAUUCUAUUCCCCGGUCCAUGGGACCUACUCAAGGAUCGACCAUAUAUUGGUGGACCACAGGACUUUAGAUACCGUGGUAGAGACAAAAAUAGAAACCAUGACGAUUUCUGACCAUGCCCCAGUAAGCAUUACAAUAGACACAGGAACCCUGAGACCUAAACAAAAUUGGAGGCUAGACGAAUACUUGCUGAUUGAGGAGACCAGUUUAACAAGGAAUGAGGCAGCCAUACUUGGCACCAUGCUUGUUGGCAACAUGAAGCUCAUUGCUUUAAAGAUGAUGAACUCUUCUGGGAAUUUCACUGGCUGUCAGCCACAACCCGUUCCUGCCUUCAUCCCCAUCUUUUUGAGUGUCUUCUUCUUCAUUGGCUUUGCCUUGAACUGCAUCAGUUUGUGGAUAUUCUGGUUCAAGGUUAAACCAUGGACCUCAAUGGUGGUUCUCCAGUUCAACUUAGCCAUCUCCGAUGCCAUCAUCACCCCAGCAGCUCCUCUGCUUGUUAUCUACUACAUUACUGACCACUGGACCUUCGGGUUGUUCUUCUGCCAGUUCAAAGUCUUCUUGCUCAGCACUCACACAUAUGGAAGUAUAUACUUUCUCACCCUAAUCAGCAUGCACCGUUAUUUCAUUGUUGUCCCUAACGCCAAAAGUCAGGCCUUUAAUGGGAAGCCGUUCAUUACGAAACUUUGCCUCGUUGUCUGGGGUUGUCUGCUUUGUCAAGGUAUUCCAUUUUUCUUUACCCUCAAAGUCUCUGAGGUCCACGGAGUUAUGAAAUGUCUCAGCAUCCAUCAAACAGAUCAAACAGUUUUAUUUUUUGUCUGGAACUGGGUCAUCUUAUUCACUGGUCUUCUUAUUCCUUUUUCCAUAACAUUGGUCUGCUAUGCUCUACUGAUUCAAUACAUUCUCAAAGUCAACCCAAUGAACUCCCUCAGCAAAGUCAUGGUGUCCAAGUCAGUGCAGACUAUCCUUAUCUCCCUGAUAAUUUUCAUAAUUUGCUACAUUCCCUGUCAUAUCACUAGGUCUAUCGCUGUUACAAUUACAUUAUUCUUCCCAACCUUAUGCUCUUUGCUGGAAAGCGUUGAAGUUGCCUUUUACAUCACUUGGAUAAUGUCUGGAACAAAUUGUUAUAUAGAUCCCAUACUGUACUGUUUUACUUCCGAAAGAUUUAACAGCAUAUUUACAAGUUGGUGUCCUUGUCUGCAAAGACAACAUCAAAACAUCACAGACUUUUCCCACGAUAACCCAGAUAAGCCUCCUUUAGACACUCACGGCCCUCUCCCAACUAACAGCGUUACAAACACACGUCUGUCAGGAUCAGUUGAAGGGCAAAGUGAGAUGUGAAUUAAAUCUAAAUCCAAGAGCAAAAAUGUAAUAUAUGUCAGGUACCCUUAAGUCUUGGGGCUGCAUUUGUUUUAUUUAUUUUUUCAGGCCUUUUUACAUUCUGUUCUAGGAUUACCACACUCCAUUGCUGUACUACAUCUAUGGAAGAGCAGCAUUGUCACCCUACAACAAGACUUCCUCUCCAUUCUUUUCCAUAACAGAGGGGAAUGGUGCUCUGCAAUCCACAGAGAGAGCAAAACACGCCAAAGACCAGUCAAAAAUCGAAUGAGAAUUCUUGUUGAUCGUCAGGUUCAGUUUUAUCAUCAUUAGUGUGCCAGUUGCAAAAAGCAAUUUUUGUGCCGCAAUCUAACAUGCUGGAUUAUUCUUAGAAAAACUAAACAUAUGAUGUCAAAAUUGUAUGCACCAUUUUCGUUUUUUGGUCGAUAGAACGUUCAGUUUUCAAAUUGUCUAUGGCAGUCCUUAAGAACAACGCUUAUAACUAGGGAUGAGUCGAACACCUCCC